Messenger RNA from Lolium perenne, 2161 nucleotides. RefSeq lists its product as uncharacterized. Lineage: Eukaryota; Viridiplantae; Streptophyta; Magnoliopsida; Poales; Poaceae. The record is from RefSeq and is a predicted model, not a curated record.
UCACUUUACCCAAUAGCAGAUCCACCUCAAUCUCUACUGCUACGCGGAGCAACUCUGCACUCGCCGACACUCAUGGCCCACCGCGCCACCGCCGCGCUCCUCCUCAUCCUGCUCGCCGCCGCCGCCGCCGCCGCCGAGUCCGAGGUGGUGGUUCAGGCGCCGGAGACGCCGAAGGCGGCGGAGGAGCUGGCCCGGAUGCUAGAGAGGCUCCAGGAGGUCGCGGACUCGCUCGCCAGGUCCGUCCGCGCGCUGGAGUCCGUGCUCGCUAGAUCCGCGGAGCCGGACCCCCCGCCGCCGCGGCAGCCCUUCUCCGCCGAAGCCCCGGCGGCACCGGGAGCUCCGGACCAGCUGGCCCCGCAGCGGGUGGCCGUCACGAAGCGCCGGCCGGUCUGGUCCGAGCGGUUCAACUUCGUGGCGGCGGUGCGGCUCGGGGACGGCGCGCACGCGGCGGCGCAGGCCGCGCUGCCGUACGAGGACGCCGACGGGCUCACCAAGUACUUCGCGGUGGGCGACUCCCGCGGCCGCGUCUUCGUCUUCUCCGCAGCAGGAGACUUACUGCUCGAGCUCAGCGCCGGGGACUCCCCGGCGCCCCCCUCCCCGGUGACCGCCCUGCUCGCGUACCUCUCCCCGCGCCGCGCCGACUGCCUCCUCUUCGCGGGCCACGCCGACGGCUCCAUCGCGGCGCACCGCCUCACGGAGGCCUCCCCGCACGGCGACGACUGGCUCACCCUCACCGCCACCUCCUCCCGCCUCCUCGUGCGCGGCCUCGACGCCGCGCCCGUGCUGCACCUCGAGGCGCACCACGCGGGGCGGUCCCGCUACGUGCUCUCCAGCGACGCGGGCCGCCGCAUCCGCGUCUUCACCGAGAACGGCACGCUCUACGGCACCGCCAUCGCCGCCUCCACGCCGCUCGCCUUCGUCAAGCAGCGCCUGCUCUUCCUCACCGACGCCGGCGCCGCGUCCCUCGACCUCCGCUCCAUGACCGUCCGCGAGACGCCCUGCGAGGGCCUCGCCGAGGCGCUCAACGGCUCCCGCCCCAAGUCCUACUCCUUCGACCCCGCCGAACGAUUCAAGGCUUAUGGCUUCACCGAUGCCGGUGAUCUCGUGCACGUCCUGCUGCUCGGCGAUGUCGCCAACCUCAAGUGCCGGGUCCGGGCGGUGAAGAAGGCCGAGGUUGACGGCCCCGUCGCGAUACAAACCAUCAAGGGUUACCUCUUGGUGGCCAGCCAGGAUAAGAUCAUGGUGUACAACACCUCCUCGCAGUACUAUGGGAGGGUCGGGGCGCCGCGGCCGCUGUUCAGCACGGCCAUUAGGGAUAUCAAGUCCAUGUUUGCGGGUUCUAGCGCUGCGAUGUCAGCCGUGAUGAAGCCUCUGAUCGCCGCGGACCGGGAAAAGCUUGUGAUCCUGGGGCUUGGGGAUGGCUACAUUGGCAUCUACCGGUCCAACUUCCCGGUGUACAAGCCGGAGAGCAACGCGGUUGUGUGGAGCGGCCCGGCCCUGCUUUUCCUCCUCUUCUUGAUCGGCAUCUGGCAAGUGUAUGUGAAGAAGAAGGACUCGUUGGGGUGGACACCGGAGGAGACGUUUAACACCUCCGUCUCUGCUCCUACGGGGAGCAUUUUGAAUCAUCCAGCUAGCGAGCGAGCGUUCGCGGAUAGCACCACAAGAGCUUCUGAUCGAAGCUAUGCGGAUGGCGCAGCAAGAGCCGGUGAUAGAAGCUAUGUGGAUGCCACCACCAGAUCUACCGACCGAGGCUAUGCUGACACUACCAGGGCUGGGGACCUACGUGGCGGCGCGCUAAGAACUGCUCCGAGAAGGUAUGUGUCCCCUACUAGAUAUGCAGGGGCAGCCGGCAUUCCAUAUCGACCUGUUUCGUCUGAGCCUGGGCUUAGAGCCACUCCAGAGCUGAAGUAUAGAGGCCCAGGUAUGGAGCCGCCUGGUUUCCCCAAGAAAAGAGAUGCAUUGUUCUUGAACAACCAAGCUGUAGUAGAUGAUCAUGUCGAAUGAGGGUGUCGGUAGUUGGUGUAGACUGCCCCCCUAAAUUUUGGUCAGGUUUUGAAGAUUCCUCACCUAAGAGGGAUGCCAGUGAUACCAAGCCUGUUGUUGUAAGUUGUAAAACUUAAAAUGUUUGUAUUGUACGAGUAAAUUAUGACCAAUUAAGAUA